Phyllotreta striolata is the source of this 1435-nucleotide messenger RNA. Lineage: Eukaryota; Metazoa; Arthropoda; Insecta; Coleoptera; Chrysomelidae. The record is from the annotation of a GenBank genome assembly.
GAAAAAUAACCUUGAACGUAGACUAAUAAUUAUGAAAGGCAUAAUUUGGUUAAUGAAGACAGAAGCUUCUAACUAAAUAUUAUUUAAUAUUCCUUUCUAGUCAACGAAAGUUAACAGUUUGAAAAAUUGUGCCGAUGUGAAUAGGUAUAAUUUGUUGAUCCACAAGGAAAUCAAGUUAAUAGAAAUGAUAAUUUUAGCAAUAUCUGCUAUUUUAAUAUUGUGCAUUUUACUUAGGAUUUAUAUUAGACAAAUUUGUUUUCGAUGUAAAAGCAAUGUGUGUCUUUCUGGUAAAACAGCUUUGAUUACUGGUGGAAGCUUAGGAAUUGGUUAUCACAUAGUUUGUAAUUUGGCAUCGAGAGGUUGCAAAGUUAUAGUGGCCGAUGAAAUAAUAAAUGAAGAAAUAAAAGAUGCCAUCUACAAGGAAACAAAAAGCGACAAAGUUUCGUUUGAAUACGUCGAUCUGGCAUCAUUCGCAUCCGUUCGAAAGCUAGCUGAAAAAAUCAACUCGUCCGUAACUAAAUUGGACAUUUUCAUUUACAACGCGGGCAUCGGCAAGUGCUAUGGUCAGUUGUCAAAAGACGGUUUGAAUAAACCCAUGCAAAUCAAUUAUUACAGCGCUUUUCUUUUAACUCAUCUACUCGUUGGUCUUUUAAAAAAAUCUUCAUCGGCUAGAAUCAUUUUCACCAGUUCUGGAUUAUCCUUUUUUAAUGCAGUAUCCUUAAAAAAGAACAAACUGGAUGUUGAUAUAGGUUCGAUGAUACACGACUAUAAUACUUCGAAAUUUUGUAUGAUUGCGGCUGCGGACAAGUUGAGCAACCUAUUGCAAAAGUACAAUAUUACAUCGAACUCCUACCACCCUGGAAUCGUGAAAACAAGGAUAUUAUCACAAUUUAGAGGAGACGGCAUGCAAACAUGCGAAUGGCUAAUGAAUCAGUUUUUAGUUAUAGCUUCAUUCUUAGCAGGAAAGAGUCCCGAAGAAGGAGCGCAAACCGGCAUACACUUAGCUUGCGCUAAUGAAGUGGAAAAUGUAACAGGAAAGUUUUUCGGGGAAGGAGUUCCACGCUUUAAACCAUACCAAGCUUACAAUAAGAAACUUUGUGAUGCAUUAUGGCGUCAUUCGGAGGAAGUGGUUCAAUUGAAACCAGAAGAAAUGCUAGCUAGUAGCUGACUUUUAUAUUACAUGGUGGAUUAGGAUAUUUUCGACAGAUACGGUUUUUGGUUUUAUCAAUUUAAUAUCGAAUUUCAAUACCAAUAUUGUGUUAAUUCUUUUCAGAUGAAUAGAAAUUUACGCUAUCAGUUUAUCCUUAUGAACUCAUACAGUGGUAACCAAUAGACAAGUUCUUGAAAGUAAACGUAAAAUAAUGCAUUUUUAAUUGUUUAAAUCGGGUACCAUUUGGAAAUCAAUAGGUUAUACCUACUUGAUAUUGACUUUUUU